ACAAGAAAAAGUUCUUAAUUUUUGUACUUAAGUUGGUAAGUAGUUUCUUCAACUUAUCAUCAAUGGGGAUUCCAGUUGUUGAUUUCUCAAAGGUUAAUGGAAAGGAGAGAGCCGAUACUCUAGCUCUGAUUGAUCAUUACUGUCAAGAGUGGGGAUUCUUUCAGUUAAUCAACCAUGGCAUCUCUGAGGAGCUCUUGGAUAGGGUGAAGAGGGUGGCCACUGAAUGCUAUAAAUUGGAAAGGGAGGCAGAUUUCAGAAACUCAAAACCGGUGCAGUUGCUGAAUGAGCUGCUAGAAAAGAAUAGUGAUGCGAAAAUAGAGAAUGUGGAUUGGGAGGAUGUUUUCCUACUCUCAGAUGAAAAUGAUGAGGAGUGGCCAUCAAAAACUAUUGGUUUCAAGUAA
This is a messenger RNA of Sesamum indicum (sesame), 401 nucleotides long. The record is from RefSeq and is a predicted model, not a curated record. Lineage: Eukaryota; Viridiplantae; Streptophyta; Magnoliopsida; Lamiales; Pedaliaceae.